AUGGAGGCUCAAGAUCGAGGCCCGUGGGAGGUCUCCGAAGAAUCCUGCCAUGUCGCCCUCACAUACGACCUCCUCGAUGCCACCGCCAUUAUGAACCUUGUGCGCUCACCACAAGCCGGCGCGAUCGUCCUCUUCUCCGGGACCACGCGAGACACGUUCGGCGACAAACCUGUCAAGGAGUUACAGUACAGCGCUUACACACCCCUCGCGCUCCGGACCAUGAUGUCCAUCGCCAAAUCCAUUCUUCAAAAGCAUGGCCUCAAAGGAGUGGCCAUGAUCCACCGCCUCGGCACCGUCCCAAUCGGGGAGGAGAGCAUUCUGAUUGCCGUCUCCUCGCCGCACCGGCAGGCAGCGUGGAGGGCUGGCGAGGAAGCGCUGGAAGAGUGCAAAGCCAAGGUCGAAGUCUGGAAGAGGGAGGAGUUCCACGGCGAGGAGGGCGUGUGGAGGGCGAACCGGGAUGGCAUCGCAGGGCAAAAGGUCGCCGAGUCGGCUAAAGCUCCGGAUCAAGCACCCCCUGCGUCUUCUUGA
Molecule: messenger RNA, 528 nt
Organism: Colletotrichum karsti
Lineage: Eukaryota; Fungi; Ascomycota; Sordariomycetes; Glomerellales; Glomerellaceae
Product: molybdenum cofactor synthesis protein 2b
Exons: 1
Coding region: 1-528 (175 amino acids)
Biological process (GO): Mo-molybdopterin cofactor biosynthetic process
Cellular component (GO): cytosol
Molecular function (GO): molybdopterin synthase activity
Source: RefSeq, a predicted model, not a curated record